GUCAGUGUGAGCUGUUAGCCGCUGCUAGGCCUCCGCGCUCCUUUGUUGUGCUUUUGCUUUCAAACAACCUCUGCUCUUAAAUUAACGGACGGCAUUAAAGCCGAUACCUUUUAUCUAACCAGUACCUGUCCUAAAAUCGCAUGUCCUCUAUCCAGAACCUCCAGUCUUUUGAUCCCUUUGCUGAUGCAACUAAGGGUGACGACUUGCUCCCGGCGGGGACAGAGGAUAAAAUCCACAUAAGGAUUCAACAGCGAAACGGUCGCAAGACACUUACUACAGUGCAAGGAAUUGCAGAUGAUUAUGACAAGAAAAAGCUUGUGAAAGCAUUCAAAAAGAAAUUUGCCUGUAAUGGUACUGUAAUCGAGCACCCUGAAUACGGAGAAGUUAUCCAGUUGCAAGGAGACCAAAGGAAAAACAUCUGCCAGUUUCUCCUCGAGAUCAACAUCGUAAAGGAAGAGCAGUUGAAGGUUCAUGGCUUUUAAAUAACGGUCUUGCCUGAAGAUCAAGAUUACAGAAGUUCUUAGGAAACCAGGCCUGAUUAUGGCUGUAAUAUUUUUCAGUGUAGUAUCAUGGCUUUCAAAAUGAAUGUUAGCUGUGUACGCAUUUUUAUAUUAUUUCAAGUUCACUAACUUUUUAAUUAUACACACAACUGCUUCCAAUCAGGGAUCGACUCGGACCUUUUGUUGACUGUGAUGGACAUAAGCUAGCUAUUUCUAUUCAAGAUGCAAUAAAGUGUUUUUUUUUUGGCACAUUUAUAUAAACCUGUUUCAAUUUCCUUUUUCAACCGUUUGGAACGUCACUCAUUUGCAACAAAUUUCAUAUUUGAAUCACCCAUGAUGUACACUGAUUUAUAUGAUUAACAGUAAACUAGGUUCUGUGAUCUAGUUUUCUCUUCUAAUAUACAAAGUCUUUGAUUUUAGUACUCGGCAAAGGUAAACAUGUGCCAAGGGGUUUGCCUGGCUGCAGUUACACACAUUUGUACAGUCUUGAUACUUCAACUUAAAUAAUAAAGCUGAAAUGUGAGUAA
Messenger RNA from Trichomycterus rosablanca, 1027 nucleotides. RefSeq names its product eukaryotic translation initiation factor 1B (gene eif1b). The transcript is spliced from 4 exons. Bases 141 to 482 code for a protein of 113 amino acids. Gene Ontology annotation, cellular component: eukaryotic 43S preinitiation complex. NCBI's taxonomy places the organism in Eukaryota, Metazoa, Chordata, Actinopteri, Siluriformes, Trichomycteridae. Gene Ontology annotation, molecular function: ribosomal small subunit binding; RNA binding; translation initiation factor activity. The record is from RefSeq and is a predicted model, not a curated record. Gene Ontology annotation, biological process: translational initiation.